UUUGCUUCGCUCCUCCUACGAAGAUGUGGCUUCUGGAAAAGCUCCUCGCCGCCCCGCUGAAACACUGGGACGUGCCCCGGAGAAUCGGAGCGGAAGCCUUGCUCUUUGAAAUCGCGUUUAACAUCGUGAUCUGGGCACUUUCCCUUUAAGAGGAAUCCAUGCGCCGGUGGCAAUUUGGCAAAAUAAAAUCUUCCACUUGCCCUUAAGUCGUCCUUUUCAGGCUGUGUCCAUCACUGGUUUCCACGGGAAUUGAUGGGAUCAGCUGAUUUCCCUCAGACCGGCGUCUCUCCUGGUACAAGCUUGUGUUGUUUCUAUUUUAAUGGACCAACCUGUGUCAGGGUGAGCGAGCGGGAAUAAAUGGUCUUUGUUCCCAGGUGAGGCGGAGGGACCCUGCAGGCGAGGGAUGCGGAAUCGAUGCUCCUGAAACCUUACCGCGGCAACUCAUAUUCUGCUUUUGGCAUCGGAGGUGGUUACCUACACCCACGAUGCUGGCGAGGAAGGGCAUCAUCCCAGACGAGUACCUGCUGACCAGAUUAGUGGAGGACAACCUGUCACAGCCCCGAUACUGCACCAGGUCGAGGAAGGCCCGUUUCGUCUCAAAGAACGGAGGCUGCAAUGUGGCCCACAAGAACAUCCGAGAGCAGGGGCGCUUCCUUCAAGACGUUUUCACCACCCUGGUGGACCUUAAGUGGCCGUACACGUUGGUGAUCUUCACCAUGUCCUUCCUGUGCAGCUGGAUUGUGUUCGCCAUGCUCUGGUGGCUCAUUGCCUUCGCCCACGGAGACUUGGAUGCUGGGCAGGAGGGGGCCGUGCCUUGCAUCACCAGCAUCAAGUCUUUCACCUCUGCCUUCCUUUUCUCCAUCGAGGUGCAGGUGACCAUAGGGUUCGGCGGCAGGAUGGUGACAGAGGAGUGCCCGAUGGCCAUCACCAUCCUUAUCAUCCAGAACAUAACGGGCCUCAUCGUCAACGCCGUCAUGCUGGGCUGUAUUUUCAUGAAGACCGCCCAGGCCAACCGCAGAGCGGAGACCAUCAUCUUCAGCAAGCACGCGGUCAUAGCGCAGAGGAACGGUAAGCUCUGCUUCAUGUUCCGGGUGGGCGACCUGAGGAAGAGCAUGAUCAUCAGCGCGACCAUCCGAAUGCAACUGGUGAAGAAGACCACUACGCAGGAGGGGGAGGUGAUCCCCAUCUCCCAGAUCGACAUCCAGGUUGAGAACUCGGUGCAACCCAACGCCAUCUUCCUAGUGUCCCCCCUGAUCAUAAGCCACACCAUUGACGAGAAGAGCCCGCUCUACGCUCUGUCCGAGUCUGAUCUCCAGCAAGAAGAUCUUGAGGUGGUGGUCCUGCUGGAAGGUGUGGUGGAGACCACAGGCAUCACGACCCAAGUGCGUACCUCCUACCUGCCGGAGGAGAUACUCUGGGGCCAUAGGUUCGUGCCCAUCGUGACUGAGGAAGAGGGCAGGUACGCGGUUGACUAUUCCAAGUUUGGCAACACCGUGAAGACUAACAUGCCCCUGUACAGCGCGAUGGCGCGAGAGAGGCAGGGGAGAAGUGAGCGCAGGGACAAUGGGCCAAAACAUCGGCUGACUGCUCUGCGCAGAAGGAGCUCCUCGGAGAUCAUCAACUCAUCGCCAGCGGGCGUAAAGUCAUUUGUGCGAUUUCAGUCGGUCGACUGUUUAUCAGGUCUGUAGUUUGUCAUGGGCCUUUGCUCCAUAAAGUCUUCUUCCACACACGUGUUGAACGUUUAGAGUCGUAGAGCACCAAACUGUCCACUUGGCCCAUCCUGUCCAUGCUGAGCCUGAAAGACUGGAGCUGAAAUCAACACUCAUAACCUUAUUAUGUGAUGUUAGCAUUCAUUUCAAGAGACUAGAAUAUAAAAGCAAGGAUGCAAUCUUGGAGGCAUUAUAAAGCUUGGAUUACUGUGAACAGUUUUGGGCCCCCUAUCUUAAAGGAUGUGCUGACACUGGAGAGGGUUCAAAGGAGGUUCACGACAAUGAUUCUGGGAUUGAAAAGCUUGUCAUAUGAAGAGCGUUUGAGGGCUCUGGGCCUAUUCUCAUUGGAAUUCAGAAGACGGAGGGGUGACCUCAUUGAAACCUAUCUAGUGUUGAUAGGUCUCAUUAGAGUGGAUGCGGAGAGGAUGUUUCCUAUGGUGGGGGAGACUAAGACAAGAGGCUCAGAAUAGAGGGGUGUCCCUUUAGAACAGAGACAAGGAGGAAUUUUGUUUCGCCAGAGAGUGGUGAAUCUGUGGAAUUCGUUGCCAGAGGUUUCUGUGGAGGCCGUCAUUGGGUGUA
Messenger RNA from Mobula hypostoma (lesser devil ray), 2288 nucleotides. RefSeq names its product ATP-sensitive inward rectifier potassium channel 11-like. The record is from RefSeq and is a predicted model, not a curated record. The transcript is spliced from 2 exons. The coding region runs from base 486 to 1688 and encodes 400 amino acids. Gene Ontology annotation, cellular component: plasma membrane. Gene Ontology annotation, molecular function: inward rectifier potassium channel activity. NCBI's taxonomy places the organism in Eukaryota, Metazoa, Chordata, Chondrichthyes, Myliobatiformes, Myliobatidae. Gene Ontology annotation, biological process: regulation of monoatomic ion transmembrane transport; potassium ion import across plasma membrane.